Messenger RNA from Pseudophryne corroboree (corroboree frog), 4283 nucleotides. It is a transcript of the gene TMEM184C, whose product is annotated as transmembrane protein 184C. Gene Ontology annotation, biological process: transport. Lineage: Eukaryota; Metazoa; Chordata; Amphibia; Anura; Myobatrachidae. Gene Ontology annotation, molecular function: transporter activity. The transcript has 10 exons. Gene Ontology annotation, cellular component: membrane. Bases 467 to 1819 code for a protein of 450 amino acids. The record is from RefSeq and is a predicted model, not a curated record.
CAGAGCACAGCCAGCUGUGAGGUCACGUGGGAGGGCGGCCCGGCAGAAGGCGGAAGUGCGCUGUGUAUGUGUGUGUGUGUGUGUGUUGGCUGCUGUCAGUCUCCUGUCAUGUAACAUGUCCUGUAGGCAGCAGGUACCUGUGUAGUCAGGGAUGUCACGUAUGGAGAGCCGGUGGUAGUGGUACAUCGAUGUACAGGUGCCCAUGCAUGCUGUGUGUGAUGUCAUUGGCGGGCAGUGUACACAGUUGUGGUGCAAUGUGCUGCAGUGUGCUGGACUAACUAGCUGUCUGACCAUAGCACUGGCCUACAGACCGUGUGGCAUACACACUCCUGGUGCAUGUUACAUGCUGUGCCAGUGCGUUACACUGCAUGUAGCUGCCAUAACAUGCACUCUGUGUGAGGUAAGCUAGAGGUACAGUGACAGUGUAUGUACAUUGCUUAGGGUUACAUCUGUCCAGUCAUUGGCAAUGCCUUGUACUUGUGGGAACUGGAGAAGAUGGAUCCGUCCACUGGUUGUCCUGCUGUACAUAAUAGGACUUGUGGUGGGGAUUCCAGUGUGUAUUUGGGAGCUGCAGAAAAUGGAGGUUGGAGUACACACAAAGGCAUGGUUUAUCGCUGGAAUAUUUGUACUUAUGACAAUACCAAUAUCCCUUUGGGGAAUUUUACAGCAUCUGGUUCAUUACACACAGCCUGAAUUACAGAAACCAAUAAUCAGAAUUCUGUGGAUGGUGCCCAUUUACAGCGUAGACAGUUGGAUUGCCUUGAAGUAUCCAGACAUUGCCAUAUAUGUGGAUACAUGUAGAGAGUGCUAUGAAGCAUAUGUCAUCUACAACUUUAUGAUUUUCCUCUUGAACUAUUUAACAAAUCGCUGUCCAAAUCUAGCCUUGGUACUUGAGGCUAAAGAUCAGCAGAGGCAUCUACCUCCACUGUGCUGCUGUCCACCAUGGCCUAUGGGAGAUGUGUUGUUGUUUCGAUGCAAGUUGGGUGUGUUGCAGUAUACAGUGGUUCGGCCAGUUACAACUAUAAUUGCUCUGAUUUGUCAGUUGACUGGCAUCUAUGGUGAAGGAGAGUUUAGCCUAAAGAAUGCAUGGACGUACUUGGUUAUAAUCAACAAUGUGUCUCAGCUGUUUGCCAUGUAUUGCCUUAUCUUGUUUUAUAAAGUACUGAAGGAAGAACUGAACCCUAUUCAGCCAGUUGGAAAGUUUCUCUGCGUGAAGAUGGUUGUCUUUGUUUCAUUCUGGCAAGCGGUAUUGAUUGCACUCAUGGUAAAAGUUGGAAUAAUUUCUGAAAAACCUGUGUGGGAUUGGAAGAGUGUCAAAGAUGUUGCUACAGGACUGCAGGAUUUUGUUAUUUGUGUGGAGAUGUUCCUGGCAGCCAUAGCUCAUCAUUUUAGCUUUUCAUACAAGCCUUAUGUUCAGGAGGCUGAAGAAGGAUCAUGUUUUGACUCUUUUCUUGCUAUGUGGGAUGUAUCUGAUAUCCGAGCAGAUAUAUCUGAACAAGUACGCAAUGUUGGGAGGACCGUAUUGGGCCGGCCUAGAAAGAUGUUUUUCUCCGAUGACCUGGAGCAGAAUGAACAUACGAGCUUGCUGUCCUCCUCAACUCAGGAUCCUAUAUCUGCAGUUUCUUCUAUUCCCCCAUCUCCAUCUGGACACUAUCAAGGGUUUGGUCAGACAGUAACACCUCAAACUACACCCACAUCUGCAACCGCUCCUGAGGAGCUCUACAGCGCAGAGUCUCCUGAGCAAGAGCUACCUGAGCUACCUGUGCCAGCACCUGAACUCGAUGAUGUGGAGGUAUCUCACGAGAGCAGCAAGCGCUAGUUCUCUUAAUUCUGUGGCACAGGAAACCGUGCCAAAUUUUCUCAUGACUUGAAUCGCCUCUAGGAAAAAUGGUGCCGGCAUGGGCAUCUGCUGCUGUCAGAAAGUUAGAUCUGGAUGACGCCCACUUUGGCGUUAUUUUCAGAUUUGUACUUUUCUUAUUUUAUAUGUAAAGGUUUCUGGUUCUUGUUGUGUACUACCACAGAGGUGAAGAAAGCUGACUUUCAUAAGAAUAGGUGGCCUAGCUUGAUUAAAUAUAUUUGAUAUCUUAUACUAUGAAGGCAAAACAAAUCUUAAAGGGAGUCGUAUAUCUUCAGAUGACUCAUUUUAUUUGUUGCUACAUGUCAUCUUGAUUUUUUUUUUUUAAUGUAAAACUUUACUUUAUCUUUCUGGAUUCUAUUUAUUUAUUUUUUAUUUAUAGAUUUUUAUUAGGUGGGGGGCUCAACAAAGUCUUUAUAUCAUCCAGAUAGAACACAUGUUUAUAAUAUAGUGAUGACAUUCUACCCCAUACACUGACAACAGGUUUAAAAGAGUUUUGUGUAAUAUCCAAGACCAAUUAAUACAAACAACUGUACCUAGAUGAUGCAGGGUAAGGCAAAAAAACAAACAAAAAAAACUCACAGAUUUUAAAGGUUAACAAAAAAGGUAUGGUCAAUGCUAUUCAAAAUUAUAGUACAUUAUAGUACAAUUGGUCUUGAAUAUAAUAUCAUAAUUUCUUGGUGUAUAGCAGCCAUUAAUGGUUCUUGGUCGAUGUUUGCAGACCUCAUCUGUCAGAUGACCCCGCUGGCUGUGUAGAGGCUUUUCAUAAAACUGAUGAGGAUUGUUUUCGGCCAGUAACGAAUAUUCUACUUGUUAAUGUAGCCAGACAAAUGAAUGUGAGCUUCGUCAAGAAAUUGCAGCGAUAACGCCGGAAAUAACCCGCCGAGUGAUGCAAAACUUCAGAAACGGACUACAAAUGUGUAUCACGAUCGAAGGCCACCAUCUGGACAAUGUCAUGUUCAAAACCAAUUGAAAAUUAACGGUGUUCCGUGCAUUUUUAGUAGAUUAUGUACUAAACUUUGAAUAGCAUUUACCAUGCCUUUUUUGUUACCUUUAAAAUCUGGGAGUCUUUUUGUUUGCCUCACCCUGUAUAAAGGUUGCUGUGAAAGUUAACAGAAAGAUAAAGUAAAAUCAUCUGAAGGUUGAAUAUUUCUAUUAACAUUAAACAAAAUGAUGUAAUGCAAGAAAAAUCCUUAAUUUUGGAAACACCGACCACACUGGGGUUCAGUGGUAAGACAUUUAACUGAAGGUUCGAAGUUAAUCUUUUUAUUUUCUUUGCACAUUUUUUCCCCCAGCCUUAUAAAGUUGAUACCUUUUUUUUUAAUUUAAAAAUAUCCACUAAUUGUAAUAUUUUGAUCUACAUGUACAGCACACAUUUAAACUGAAUCUUAACAGCUAAGCUGUAUUCUAAAACUAAAAUUCUGGAUGUUUGAUUUGUAAUCUUCUGAUUAUAUAAAUCAUUGCAGGAGGCAUUUAUACACUGAACAAUUAUUCUGCAAGGUCAUUUUAAACACAGACACCAGUAAUCUAUAUAAAGCCUCUCUGUCCGCAGCAUUUGCUAGUAAGACAUCAACUCUCAAAUGGGAGCAAAAUAAAUUGGGGAGUGGCAAAAUCUAAUAAUAGUGAGAAAAAUAAUAAUUACAAAAAUUAACGUAACUUGGCAGCAUUAAACUAAUUAAUACUAAAAUAUAAAAUUUAUUUAAAAAAGUACCCCAUACUAAUUUAGAUGUAAAUUAUGGCUUUAUUGAAUGGACAUUGUUUAUUUAAACAACACCGUUUUUAGUUAGUCAUUGACAAUUAUAUGCCACUUCUUUUACUCCUGAUUAUCUUCCACCACCUGCCAUAUGCUUUAUACCACAGAGCUUUAUUUAUACAUUGUCUGUACCACUCCGGAGCAGAAAGAACUAGUAUAGAUGUAUGCGCUGCCAAGUCACCACAAAGCACAGUACGUUCGUUCGUUCCCGGCUGAGUCUCCUCUAGGUUCUAACAGCUUUGUGUUACGUAAGACUGAAACUCCAUUUGCCCUCUUCUUUUAUUAUAACGUGUAUAUUGUGUUCUGUGAUAUUGUUAGAAAGGUCACUCGCAGUGGUGGAGUUCAGGAUUCUAUUAUAGGGAAAAAGACUAUUUGAAUGUAAUUUUGUUGAAAAGUUCAUGUUCAAUGUAUUUCUUCUUAAACACGUCUAUCCUCUGCAAUGUCAUGUUCGCAUUUAUGUAGUACUGUGUUAGGGAAUACACCUAACGCAUUUGGAUGGGUUCGCUUAGUUGAUCUACUGUAUAUUUUGGCAAUUCAUGUGUUUUAGCGGCCUGUGUCUCGAAGUACUAGUUGUAUUUAUUUCAAUAUGCAACACCUCCCUUGCUGCAGGGUUAAAACCUUCCUAUGGAGCACACCAGAUGCCACUGCACUCAAAUAAAACAUUGCCUACUGUAA